UCAGACACUUGUGUGAAGCCUGGAAGCCAGCAAGCUCUGCCGUGUAAAAAAAAAAGCCAACCCCUCCGCUGAGCUCACCUGGAAGCAGAGGGUCUGAGGACCUGAUGAUCAUGGCGCCUGGUAUCCACCUGCUGCUGCUGCUGCUGCUGCCCCCCGGACUGCUGCACGCCUCUGAGCCCACACCUGAGGCCACACCGGAGCCCUGCGAAGUAGAUGAUGAUAUUGUCCGCUGCUUCUGCAACUUCACGGGCCCGGACCCCGAAUGGUCCAGCGCUCUCCAGUGUCUGGGUGCGUCCGAGGUGGAGAUCCGUGGCGGUGGCCGCGACCUGAAAGAAUUCCUGAAGCACGCCGACAUCGACCCGCAGCAGUAUGUGAACACGCUCAGGGCGCUGCGCUUGCGGCGGCUCACGGUGGGCGCCGCGCGGGUUCCUGGUCUGAUCAUGGUCAGGGUCCUGCGUGCGCUCGGGUUCUCCCGCCUCCAGGAACUGACGCUGGAGGACCUGGAGAUAACCGGGAACCUGCCACCGCCGGUUCUGGAAAACCGUGGGCCAGCGCUCUCCACCCUCCGUCUGCGAAACGUAUCGUGGGCGCCCGGGGGUGACUGGCUCGCGCACCUGCAGCAGUGGCUCAAGCCGGGCCUCAAGGUACUGCGCAUUGCACAAGCACACUCGCCCGCCUUCUCCUGCGCACAGCUCGGCGCCUUCCCGACCCUCACCAACCUAGAUCUGUCUGACAGUCCUGGACUGGGGGAACGAGGACUGAUUGAGACUCUGUGUCCGCACAAGUUCCCGGCGCUCCAGGACCUAGGCCUGCGCAACGCGGGCCUGGAGACGCCCAGCGGCGUGUGCACAGCGCUAGCGGCGGCGGGUGUGCAACCUCAGCACCUAGACCUCAGCCACAACGCGCUGCGGACCACGGUCCCGGCCGCUCCCGCGUGCACCUGGCCCAGCACUCUGACCUCUCUCAACCUCUCCUUCGCCGGGCUGGAGCAGGUGCCCAAGGGACUGCCGGCCCAGCUCAGCGUGCUGGAUCUCCGCUGCAAUAGGCUGAACCGCGCGCCCAGCCAGCGCGAACUGCCCAAGGUGAGUAACCUGCUACUGGACGGGAAUCCCUAUCUGGAUCCUGAAGCCCUCACACAGCAAGAAGACCUAAAGAACUCAGCCAAGGUCUCAGCCGGUGUGCGCUGGGCCCUGACCGCAGGGUUGUCAGGAGCUCUGGCGCUGCUACCUGCGGGGAGGGUCUUCUUCUAAGGCACAAUCAAGAAGAAUGAGUUGACUCGGUGUUCUGACUCUGGACAAGCCUCGUCAGAAUGUCUCAACUGAAAGGAAAAAAGGACGGACACCGUGAGUCUGUUCACCAGGAAAGUCCCUGUCUUUAUUUUCAACAUCAAGCUUAUAUACUGUAACAAAGGGGGGUACCGUGGCUUGCGCCCAUUGGCCAGGCCCCGGCUAGGCGGGUGGGAAGUAUCAAAAAUUAUUUACAAAAAGAACCUAUAAGCUGGGGGUUUUGGGUCUGUGCCCAUGUACGGGGAUGGAGACAGCCAGACCUUAGUCAAGGUCACGGGCGCCUCCUUAUCAGCUUGAGGCCCAGAAUUGCCAAGUAAGCUAAACUGCUUUACUUCAUCAACCAACCAACCUUUUGUCCCAUCUUUAUUCAAAAGUUAAAGGAGGGCCUCCGUGGGGUUAAAAGUGUCAGUGCUAUCUCGGUGAUGGGAAACCCACGGGGAUUACAAUUGAGAUGGGGGGGGGGGGAAUGAUGUAAAAACAAACUAUUAUAUUAUAUAUAAAAAAUGUCUGUGCCACCAACCCAUCAAGUUAAGUCAACCCCCGCCAGGGAGCUGACCCGCGGGGCACAGCAGACCUCUCCUGUCCCGCCUGCUGCUCCCCUCAGCAGUGU
Condylura cristata (star-nosed mole) is the source of this 1896-nucleotide messenger RNA. It is a transcript of the gene CD14, whose product is annotated as CD14 molecule. The record is from RefSeq and is a predicted model, not a curated record. Lineage: Eukaryota; Metazoa; Chordata; Mammalia; Eulipotyphla; Talpidae. Gene Ontology annotation, cellular component: external side of plasma membrane; lipopolysaccharide receptor complex; membrane raft. The coding region runs from base 105 to 1250 and encodes 381 amino acids. The transcript is spliced from 2 exons. Gene Ontology annotation, molecular function: lipopolysaccharide binding. Gene Ontology annotation, biological process: lipopolysaccharide-mediated signaling pathway; positive regulation of type I interferon production; positive regulation of non-canonical NF-kappaB signal transduction.